Molecule: messenger RNA, 5039 nt
Organism: Brassica napus (rape)
Lineage: Eukaryota; Viridiplantae; Streptophyta; Magnoliopsida; Brassicales; Brassicaceae
Exons: 2
Coding region: 2626-4911 (761 amino acids)
Molecular function (GO): zinc ion binding
Source: RefSeq, a predicted model, not a curated record
UAAUUAAAAUUGUAAAUGUAGUUGCUAACAAUAAAAAAAAAUAUAUGAUGAGUUUUUCUAAAUCGAUAAUCAUAUUCACGGAUAAAAAUAUAGGCUCUAUAUAAUAAUACAUAAACUAAAAUUAUCUUAUAUAAGUUUUAUUUAAUAUGUCUAAUAAGUUAGUUAAAUAAGCCAGUGAGAUUGUCCACAUAAAAUUUAAAACCACCAGUAAAAUAAUGACAAAUCAUUACAAAAUUUUACUAUUUUCUAACAUGUCAAAAUUUCCAAAAAUAGUUACAUCAAAAAAAUAGAAUUCCAUAAAAAUUAAAGUAAUCUAAAAACUCAUUAAAAGACUAAACUUAAUAUAUGUACUAAAUUUAAAAUUUAACUUACAAACAAUAUUUUUUAAGAGAAUAAAAACUUUACAAAUCAAAGAUAUGAAAAUUUAAACACUUAUAUUUUAAAAUUUGAAGCUACAUAGCACAUAAUAUUAAAUAUCUACACAAAGAAUUCAAAAAUAUCAAGGUUUCCAAAACAAUAUUUUGAAAAAAAAGUUAAUAUCAGAUAUUGUAAAGAAACAUAGGAAAACUUAUCUUACAAGAUCUUUUUAAAUAUAAGAUCAUUAAAAUAAGGGAAAUUUUCUCAAAUAGCUCUUUUUAAUUUUAUGUCACAAAAAUAGCCCUCAAAACAGAAAAUGACCAAAACAACUCUUUUUUUAUUAUGAAAAUUUUAAUGUUUUUUUUUUACUUUUUAAAAUUUGAAACCGUAUCCCCAAAACUCCACCCCUUAACUCUAAAUCCUAUGUAUAGAUUAGUUAACUUUAGGGUAAAAAUUAAUUUUUACUCUUAAAUAAAACUUAUUUUAGUCAUUUUUUCAUUGAAGGCUAUUUUUUGUGACAAAAACUUAAAAAGGGUUAUCCUAGGGAAUUUCUCUUAAAAUAAAGCAAACCAAAUGAUAACUUCUUAUAAAUCUAUAACCCGAUUCACGGAUAAAAACUAUGGACUUCAUACAAUACAUAAAACUAAAAUAAUCUCAUAAGAGUUUUGUUGAAUAAAUAUAUUUAGAGAAUAAUGUUUAUAAUAAAUAAUUUUAAAUUAUAAUGUCUGAAGAUGCACAUCAAUAAAUUAGAUCAAUUUUAUACAUAAUUUAUAUAGAAUACCAACAACAGAUUAGAGUAUGAAUGAUAAUUUUAAAACAAUAGGAAGAAUGGUCAAUAUGUAUUUAUAAGUAUGAUAUUAUAAUAUAUAGAGAUGCUAAUCAAUUUAUCAAAUAAAAAUAUAGGUAAAAUGUAUAAUUAUUAUAUGUAACUAUUAUCAUACAUAUUAUCAUACACAAUAUGAAUUCAACAGUGUAGUGACAAUUUUUAAAUCAUACAUUUUAUCUAGAUUAAUCAUGCAUCAUGAUAGGUAAUUUUAAUGUAUGAUUACAAUGUAUGAUAAAAAUAAUAAAAUGUAGAAUAAAAACAACAACACUUGCAGUAUAUUAAGCGAGCUACAUGAUAGGAAAAAUGUAUGAUAAAAUACUUACGAUAGUGUAUUACCAGUUUCUAUGCAUCCAGAAAUUUACAUAAUAUUAAAAAGAUAAAAAUUAUAAAUUAUAAACAAUAUAUAUACAUUUAUAAAUAUAAUUUAUACAUUUAUCAAUUCAAAAGAUAAAUAUCUAAGAAGUAUUUAUUUUACAGGUAUAAUUUGAUAAAUAAACAUAAAUUGAAAAAACAGAAAAUCACAUUAUAAAUACAUUUUCACAAAAAAUAUUUAUAUAAAUUUCUAUUUAAAAACUUAUAAUUAUUAUAAAACAUAAAGUAAAUUAUUAACACAGAUUCGCGCUACGCGCGAGUACAAAAUCUAGUGCAUAAAGGUUGGGUUGAAAGAGAGAGGAUUCGAGAUUAGAUAUUAGGGAAAAUUGGAAAAAUGGGACACUUUGAACUUUUAUUUGUCACAAUAGGAUUUCUGAUAUUUUGGACAAUUCUGGACAUAUUUUACCCUUUUUUAAUAGAAAAAAUAGUAAACUGAAUUUUAAAAAUGUUAAAAAAUAUCAAAACUAUUGGAAACAUAAGUAUGACAAUAUAUAUGUUUAAAUUGUUUUUUUUUUUAAAAUGAAUCAUAUUUUAUUUCAUCUUCUAGCUACAGUUAUAAUACUCAUUCUGGUCAUCUACUUAGUCUAGAAUUCGGCUACUAAUGUUUAUACAUAGAUAUAUCUUUGGUAUACAACGUAACCUAUCUUUUCUUAUAUAUUCUAACCAAAGCUAGGUUACGUUACGUUAUAAUCAAGAAAGAUGUCUUUCUUAUACCUUUAGCUUGGUUACGACAUGUAGCCACAAUGCGUUGAUAUACCCUAUCUAUAUUUGGAGCCAUGAUGUGGUCUGCCUUUUACCUUAUGUGGCGCCUAGGGAAGAAUAUGUUUCACAUCUACUCUACUGUGUUCUGACUUACAUAGGUUAUACAUUCUACAGGAAAUCCGAAAAAUAUGGAAACUUCCAUAAUCGGUUAAAGAUGUUUCCUAAAUCUAAACUAAAUCUUCCCUAAAUAUCUCCAAGAAUAUUUUCUCCCACGUUUUUCUCCUUCUCCCACGAUCUUUUGUCGUCGUUCUUUGUGUUUCUCUCUUCUUCAUCGACAUAAUCAUCUCUCUUUUCUCUAUCAAUACAACAUGGUUCUAAUCUAUGUCAAAUCGGGUGAAUGGAUGUGUAGUCGCGGUGAUGACUGGAGUUUCGUGGUAGACAAAGAAAGGCGUGGUCGAAUGGUAACAUUAGCAACUACUACUACGUUGAAGCAGCUCAAGAUAAUGGUGUGUGAGGAUUAUGGGGUGGACCAUAAUGCCAUUAAUGCCGAGUUCAGUUAUUCGUUGUUGAAUCAAAAAGGGAAUCCUCCUAUUAUUAUCACCAAUGAUCGGCAAGCAUCUAAUUUUGUGGGCUAUGCAAAGAGGGAAUCGUCUACUACCUUGUGUGUGAUGUUCUCUGUUUCCGGUGUAAAUCAAAAGGAACGAGUCAAUAUCGAUUUGAAUAAGGAGCCUUGCGAUUCAAGUAAUGUUGAGGAUGAAGAAGUUCCUGAGAUAAAUCGAGCAGAGUUUGUCAAGCCGUCAAAGGAGUCUUUUGUUAAAAGAACGAAUCAUGUCGCUGCAGAUGGUUGCGGUCCUUUAAGGAGUGAAAACAUUGAACUUUUUCAAAACAAUGGAGACAGUGAUAAGGAUGGUCGAGCUUGGAGAGGAGACUUCGUGAAGAAGGAUCAAAUUUUCACAAGUAAAGGGGUUCUGAAGGCAACAAUGGAAAUUUUAGCGAUGAAGAAUAAUUUCGAUUACACUGUUAUCAAAUCCACGAGAAAAUGGUGGUAUAUUCGAUGUAAAGAUGCAUUGUGCAACUGGACUGUGCGUGCAGAAGGAAUAGAUGGGUCUACAUAUUUCAUGAUCAACCAAUGUGAUGGAAGACAUUCAUGUGCUCCUUCAAAGAAAAGGAAAUUCGGAAAAACAGCAUCAGCAAGAACAAUUGGGACUCUGAUACAACAUCGAUUUGAUGAUGCAAACGAUGGCCCAAAACCGAAUGACAUCAUUCAAUUUAUGAGAAUGGAGCAUAGUUGUGAGAUUACUUAUUGGCACGCUUGGGAAGCUCGUGAGUUUGCUAUUGCAGCUGCUAGAGGUAUACCAGAUCGCAGUUACUCUAAAAUACCAGCAUAUCUGCAUAUGAUUAAAGAAGCAAAUCCUGGUACGCAUACUCACUAUGAAACUAAUGAGAAGGGAAGAUUCAUGUAUCUAUUUAUGUCAUUUGGGCAAUCAGUUAGAGGAUUCUACAAUGCAAUGCGAAGGGUGAUUGUUGUUGACGGAACUUUUCUGAAAAAUAAAUACAAAGGGACACUUCUUGUUGCUACUGCUGUAGAUGGUAACUCUAAUUUGUAUCCGAUUGCAUUUGGGGUUGUUGAUUCAGAGAAUGACGAUUCUUGGGGGUGGUUCUUCAGACAGUUGAAAGUGGUUAUUGCUGAUUGUCAAGACCUAGCUUUUGUCUCAGAUAGAAAUGCGUCUAUUUCUAAAGCUAUUGGGACUGUCUACCCUCGAUCAGCACAUGGAAUUUGCAUUCAUCACUUAUUGACCAAUGUGGUCUCAUUUUUCAAGACAAAAGGAUUGACUGCGUUGGUAGAAAAGGCUUCACGGGCAUAUAGAUACACUGAAUUUCAAGAACGUAUCACCGAAAUUUUUGAUAUGAGUCCUGAGCUUGGAAGAUAUCUACGGGAGGCUGAUGUGCGCAAAUGGGCUCGUUCUCUCUUCCCUGGUUCCAGGUAUGACAUUAGGACCACGAACCCUGCAGAGUCUAUAAAUUCAGUUCUUAGAAUACCUAGAGAAUAUCCGGUUAUUCCUUUGCUUGAUAGUAUAAGAGAACUGUUGACUCGAUGGUUCUAUGAGCGUCGCUUGUUAAGCUCAAAGCAUCUAGAUCCUUUAACCGCUAAGGUGGAGAGAAAGAUUGAUAGGAGAAUUGUGAAGGCAAAAGGAUUCCAGGUUUACAAGGUUGACAACUUCAGAUCGGUUGUAAAAGGAGACAUAUAUGAUUGUCAUGUUGAUUUGGAAAGAAGAACAUGCACAUGUGGUAAGUAUGAUAUAGGAAAAAUUCCUUGCCGACACGCCAUUCCUGCAAUUUAUUCACGAGGUAUGGAAGUGCACAGAUUCACUGACGCCUUAUACAGCACUGCAGCGUGGAGAACCGCCUAUGCAGAUUCCAUUAAUCCAAUAGCAGUUGUAGAGUCAGAAUGGAAUGUCCCUGCUGAGGUUAAACUUGCAAAGGUUUUACCACCAAAGACAAGAAAGAGUGCUGGUCGACCAGUAAAGAGAAGGUAUGAAUCAGUAGAAGACAAGAUCGCAUCUUCUCAAGGAUCAAAGAAGAAUAAAAAGCAUAAGUGUAGCCGUUGUGGAACUGAAGGACACAAGAGAGGAACAUGCGAUUUACCCAUCUAGUUUGUUAUGUGUCUGCAUCUGUCUCUGUUUUUUUCUUUAUUGCUUUUGAAACAAUUUGAUCUUCUGUUUAAGAACCUAUUUGACAAUUUGGUAUUUGCUAAACUAUAGAGACAAAUCGAUUUAUUCUA